Messenger RNA from Daldinia loculata, 1392 nucleotides. RefSeq names its product IGPD-domain-containing protein. Gene Ontology annotation, biological process: L-histidine biosynthetic process. Gene Ontology annotation, molecular function: imidazoleglycerol-phosphate dehydratase activity. Bases 381 to 1070 code for a protein of 229 amino acids. The transcript has 4 exons. The record is from RefSeq and is a predicted model, not a curated record. Lineage: Eukaryota; Fungi; Ascomycota; Sordariomycetes; Xylariales; Hypoxylaceae.
CCGCUCAUCGACUGUGUUCGAGUAUACGACGUCGUAAAGGGCUACGUUGUUCAUAUUUACCUAAAUAGAGCGGUAUUUCCAAAAGAACAGGCUAUUGGUUUUAGACAUAGCCAGAGCUUACGAAGGAUCUCCCGCGAAGACUCGUCGGUAUAUUUGAGUCCCCGAACCGGCUCCUCAAGCUUUCGAAGCUACUCCAAUCAAGGUCAAUAGAAAUGCUAACGGAAUGUUUUAUUGCUUUUUUUGGUUGGCCAGAAUAUACGUUAUACCGAUCCUCGGCGUAUCAAAAAAAUUACAAGUUAAUACAUUCUCCCCAAGUAAUUGGCAACUUAGAAAACUAAGAAGUUGAUUAACUCGGGAGCAAACGACACACCUAAACGAAAAUGGGUUCCGAGAAAGCUACCCCGCGAUGGGCGGCGUUUACCCGCGACACCAACGAGACCAAAAUCCAGCUGGCUCUGAACCUCGAUGGCGGGGCAUUUCCUGAACAUACCGACCCCCGCCUACUAACGUCCGUCGCCGAGAGCCAUGCCAGUCAGUCCAGCAAAUCGCAAACCAUCAGCGUGAACACAGGCAUCGGUUUCCUCGACCACAUGCUCCACGCCCUGGCCAAGCACGCCGGCUGGAGCUUAGCCCUGGCGUGCAAGGGCGACCUCCACAUCGACGAUCACCAUACCGCCGAGGACGUGUGCAUAGCGCUUGGAUACGCCUUCGCGAACGCGCUGGGCAGCGCCACGGGUCUAGCACGCUUCGGAUCGGCAUAUGCGCCGCUCGACGAGGCGCUCUCGCGCGCCGUCAUCGACCUAUCGAACCGGCCGUAUAGCGUCGUCGAGCUCGGGCUCAGGCGCGAGAAGAUCGGCGACCUAAGCACCGAGAUGAUCCCGCAUUGUCUGCAGAGCUUCGCCCAGGGCGCCCGCAUCACACUGCACGUCGACUGCCUCCGGGGCGAGAACGAUCACCAUCGCGCCGAGAGCGCUUUCAAGGCCCUUGCUGUUGCGAUCAAGCAGGCUACUGCUAGGAUACCCGGGAAGGAGGGCGAGGUGCCGAGCACGAAGGGGACUUUGAGCGUAUAGUUGCUUAAUAGAACUGGUUAAACUUCUGACGAUAGGCAUACUUGCAUGCUAGAGCCUCUAUGAUGAUCCAGUUACCUGGUAGUUUAAUAUCUACUGAAUUCAACCCUCUACAAUAGCCUCGCAUAUCCCUUUCCCCCUUUCUCUUCGACAUGUUAUCUACAUCAUAUACCCUCUCUGGACUCACAUCUUACGUUGACACUCUUUAGAUGACCUCGAAUUUAUACGACUAUAGUUAUCAUUUUUCGACUUAUGUCUAUUCGGCAAACGAUGAACAUGCUUUGCUUCUUAUUUAACUUCAUUCUAUUAUAUUCAUACCAGCCAA